Messenger RNA from Capsicum annuum, 3449 nucleotides. RefSeq names its product N-terminal acetyltransferase A complex auxiliary subunit NAA15. Gene Ontology annotation, cellular component: cytoplasm. Gene Ontology annotation, biological process: N-terminal peptidyl-methionine acetylation. Gene Ontology annotation, molecular function: protein binding; protein-N-terminal amino-acid acetyltransferase activity. The coding region runs from base 177 to 2885 and encodes 902 amino acids. The record is from RefSeq and is a predicted model, not a curated record. The transcript is spliced from 26 exons. Lineage: Eukaryota; Viridiplantae; Streptophyta; Magnoliopsida; Solanales; Solanaceae.
AAAUUCCCACGAAUGCAACAAAAUUACCAAUUUACCCAAAAUAUACCCCUUGCGCGCUUCCCCAGUCCGAAAGAGCUUCAACUUGAAUAUAUCUCAGUAGGGUUGCCGCAGAUAAACGCCACCAUCUCCGCUGUCUCCUUCCUCUUUCUCUUUCUAGAACCUUCGCCUAUUAAAAAAUGGGAGCUUCGCUUCCUCCCAAAGAGGCCAACCUCUUCAAACUCAUCGUAAAAUCAUAUGAGACAAAGCAGUACAAGAAAGGCUUGAAAGCUGCUGACACUAUUCUCAAGAAAUUUCCCGACCAUGGAGAAACACUAGCAAUGAAAGGAUUAACACUGAAUUGUGUAGACCGCAAAUCAGAAGCAUAUGAACUUGUCCGGCUUGGAUUGAAGAAAGACCUUAAGAGUCAUGUUUGUUGGCAUGUAUAUGGGCUCCUAUACCGGUCAGAUAGAGAGUACCGAGAAGCAAUUAAGUGCUAUCGCAAUGCCCUUAGAAUUGAUCCUGACAACAUCGAGAUAUUACGUGACCUAUCCCUUUUACAGGCACAAAUGCGUGACUUGUCAGGUUUUGUUGAAACGAGACAGCAAUUGCUCACUCUGAAGCCAAAUCAUCGCAUGAAUUGGAUUGGCUUUGCUGUUUCUCAUCAUUUAAACUCCAAUGGGUCAAAAGCUGUUGAUAUCCUUGAGGCAUUUGAAGGGACUCUCGAAGAUGAUUAUCCUCCAGAAAAUGAACGUUGUGAGCACGGGGAGAUGCUUCUAUACAAGGUUUCUCUGUUAGAGGAAUGUGGUUUUUUUGAGAGGGCCCUUGAAGAGUUGCACAAGAAAGAGUCUAAGAUUUUUGACAAAUUGGGCUACAAGGAGCAAGAGGUUUCGCUUCUUUUGAAGCUUCACCGUUUUGAAGAAGGUGAAAGAUUGUUUAGAGUGCUACUCUCAAUGAAUCCUGACAAUUACAGAUACUAUGAGGGGUUACAAAGAUGUCUGGGACUGUAUUCUGAAAACGGGCAGUAUAGUUCUGAUGAAAUUGAUAGGCUUGAAACUUUGUACAAGUCACAUGCCCAGCAAUAUAGUAGAUCAUCUGCUGUAAAGAGAAUUCCACUUGAUUUUCUUAGCGAUGGCAAGUUUCGGGAAGCAGCCGAGAACUAUGUUCGACCUCUUCUGACAAAAGGCGUUCCUUCCUUGUUUUCUGAUCUUUAUCCACUGUACCAUCACGCUGGCAAGGCCAAUAUUCUAGGGGAAUUGUUCCUGAGUAUGGAGAAGUCAAUUAAGACUACUGGUGGAUAUCCCGAGAGUGAGGGAAAAGAGCCCCCUUCAACACUUGUGUGGAUUUUGUUCUAUUUGGCUCAGCAUUAUGAUAGAUGUGGACAGUAUGACAUUGCUCUUGUAAAAAUUGAUGAGGCAAUAGAACAUACUCCGACGGUCAUAGAUUUAUACUCUGUCAAGAGCCGCAUAUUAAAGCAUAGUGGUGACUUGACAGCUGCUGCGGCAUUGGCGGAUGAAGCCAGGUGUAUGGAUCUUUCAGAUCGCUAUGUUAACAGUGAAUGUGUCAAGCGUAUGCUUCAGGCUGAUCAGGUGGCGUUAGCUGAAAAGACGGCUUUUUUGUUCACAAAAGAAGGAGAUCAACUGAACAACCUUUACGAUAUGCAGUGCAUGUGGUAUGAACUGGAAUCUGGGGAAAGUUAUCUGCGCCAAGGCGAGCUUGGGCGGGCCUUAAAGAAAUUUCUGGCUGUAGAAAAACAUUAUUCAGAUAUCACGGAGGACCAAUUUGAUUUUCACUCUUAUUGCUUAAGGAAAAUGACACUACGCACCUACGUUGAAAUGCUGAAAUUUCAAGAUCGGCUCCAUUCACACGCUUAUUUUCGCAAAGCAGCAAGUGGUGCUAUCAGAUGUUACCUGAGGCUGUAUGAUUGUCCUCCAAAGUCGGCAGCUGAAGAAAAUGACGAGAUGUCUAAGCUACCUCCCUCUCAGAAAAAGAAAUUAAGGCAAAAAUUGAGGAAAGCAGAGGCCCGAGCUAAGAAAGAUGCAGAUGUCAAAAAUGAGGAAUCAAGUUCAACUAGUGUUGCAAAAUCAGGGAAGCGCCAGGUGAAGCCUGUAGAUCCUGAUCCAUAUGGUGAAAAAUUGGUUCAGAUUGAAGAUCCUCUGGCUGAGGCUACGAAGUACCUGAAGCUGCUACUUAAGCACUCGUGUGAUUGCUUGGGGACACAUUUACUAUCCUUUGAAGUAAACAUGAGGAAACAGAAAAUCUUGCUUGCCUUGCAGGCUGUAAAGCAUCUAUUGAGGUUGGAUGCAGAAAAUCCAGAAUCUCAUCUCUGUUUGAUAAAAUUCUUCCAUAAAGUAGGAGAGUUGCCUUCACCAGUGACCGAGACCGAAAAACUUGUGUGGCGUGUCUUAGAAGUCGAGCGACCUACCUUUAGUCAGUUGCACGAGAAAUCACUAAUUGAGGCAAACUACGUUUUCCUUGAAAAGCAUAAAGAAUCAUUGAUGCACAGGGCUGCAGUGGCUGAGUUAAUGUAUGUCCUGGAACCAACCAGGAAGGCUGCGGCUGUCAAGUUAAUUGAAGACUGGGUUAAUGAUGUUGUUUCUAUAGAUGGUGUACAAGGAGCUGUUAGGACAUGGAAACUGAAAGACUGCAUUUCACUUCACAAAAUCCUGGAGAAAACCUUGAAUGACCAUGAUGCUGCAUUGAGAUGGAAAACGCGCUGCGCCGAAUUCUUCCCGUUCUCAACAUAUUUUGAAGGUAUUCGUAGCUCAGCUACAAGUACAGCUUUCCAUCAGACACAGAAAAUCCCUGGAAAUGGGGUUGUCAACUUGAAUACUGGUGAAACUUCUGCUUUGCUUUCAUCAAAUGGGAGAUUAGAUAAGCUGGACACACUGAAGGAUCUACAUAUCUAAUUGUAUAUUUCAUGCUGAAGUAAGUUGCCCUCAAGAGUACCGGAGAAGCUAAUUGAAACCAUAUUUUUGACCUCCGAAUGUGCUCCUACACCGAUGGCAAGGAUCAAAUGGGAUUAAGGUCUCCCGAAGACUGAGACAUCUGAUGAUUUCUUGCUUUCAGACAGACUUCCUUUCGCAACAGUUCUCCAUCCCUGGGUUCAAUUUCUUGGCUUCUGUGUAUAUUUGAUCUGAUAUUGUUAUGAUGGUAUAGCAUUGUCUGGUUGCUCAGGGUCAGGCCAGAUACCAGAAAAGGAGUUUCUUGGCCUAGUUCAACAACUUAGAGAUCGAGUGAGCUCUCCGGGAAGUCUUCAGAGUCUGAAUAUUGUGUACCACUAGCAUAGAACAAUAUGCCAAGCUAGAUGACACUGAAGGCUUGUGUAUUAUUCAGUUUUGUCAAGCAUUUUUAAUGGACGAACACGGUAUGUCAAGGUUUUUGUGAUAGUACUCGGAGAAAAUUACAAAUUGAUAAAGAGUUGCGGGGAUGAUUUUCCGUAUAUAUGCUAAAGCUUUAUGCCUUUAACUGGA